Messenger RNA from Clonostachys solani, 462 nucleotides. The record is from the annotation of a GenBank genome assembly. NCBI's taxonomy places the organism in Eukaryota, Fungi, Ascomycota, Sordariomycetes, Hypocreales, Bionectriaceae.
AUGCCCAUUACCAGGAGAGCUAACCACGACAUCGCCAAGGCGUAUGUCAUGCUGUUUACUCGGCGCGCCGCCUCCUACCCCAACCAUAAGUCCAAAUCUGAUAUUGGGAAAGCUGCGAACCAUGUCAUUAGCGACGCUUGCCGCAGAGAGAUAAAUGUUGUCAUCAUUUUCGUCUCUAUAUUCUGGUUCCGCAUGCGUCUCGUCAAGAAGUACAUCUGCGGCAACGCGCUCUACCGUUAUGGCGCAGAUCCAGCCUACAGUGUAUUCUUCUCGGCUAAGUUUCCGUUUUGGCACGACCUGUCCCUGAGCGGGAGAGUGUUCGGCAUCUCCCUCUCUACUCGACACAGCCCCUUGACGAUCAAUCUGUCCGGUAUCGGGAGAUGUUGGUUCAUCCGCCAGUGUACGGCCGCGUUCGCUUUCGGAGGCAACGUCAUCGCGGGCUGUGCCAUCAGCAUCCACUAG